AUGACGAAUGAUAUUGAUGUAAUGAGGAUUAAAUCUGAUGAUGAUGAUCUAGCAAGUAAAUCUAGAUUACUACUUGCAGGCCAGGUUAGGUCAAAUUCUACUGAUCGAUGUAGGUCAAAUUCUCUUGAUCGAUUUAUGAGACGUGCUGAGAAAGUUUGGGCAGUUUCUACCAUAGAAAAGAUAGAAGAUGGAUCUCAAAAGUGUAUACUAGAGUCUAAUCAGGGACCAGAAGAAGAAGAAGAAAAAGUUGGUGAUUUGGUUCAGUUGGGACAAAAUCAGGGACCAGAAGAAGAAGAAGAAGAAAAAGUUGGUGAUAUGGUUCAGUUGGGACAAAACCAGGGACCAGAAGAAGAAGAAGAAAAAGUUGGUGAUAUGGUUCAGUUGGGACAAAACAACUAUUUCAUAGUUGACAUUUUUGAGAAAGAGAUCAUGGAGUUGGGAGACAAAGUGGAUUUAAACUUCAAGACAUUCAACAACUUUGAAGCUGUUGAUGGAGGCGCUCCAGUGGAUCACCACUUCUACAACUACAAGUGUUGUUACUCCUCUUGCUUUUGCUUCUGCAAAAAAGUUAAUGUUGAGAGAGAGUGGGGAAUUCUAAAGAGACAACUAGCCUUGUGGGAGAAGAGUAGUGAAGAUGGUUCCAAAGAAGUGAGCUUCUGUGUGAGAACUUACAGUGAAAGAAAAGAGCUGAUGAGAGUUGCUGCAACUGUGACAAAUGGUGACCAGAGUCAUAGUUUGUUAUUUUUUGACAUUAAGUUCCCUAAGGAGUAUCCAAACCAAGCACCGAGUUUCUUCUACCAUUCAUAUGGUCUUCCGUUGAGUAAUCUUAGAAAACAAAAGAGAUUGAGAGCUAAACUGCUUUACAACAUAUUUGAUGUGUUUCUCCAUAUUGAAGAAAUUGUGAUGAUGAACACCAACAAGUCAUGCCGUCAUAUGCUGGACAUGCUGAAACGGCCGCUCAUGGGGUUUGAGGAUUUUGUAAAAGGGCACUUUAGGAAGAAGGGUGCUCUUAUUCUAAGGAACAUGAUGAACGAGAUGGAUUUGAACAAGGAGAGGGAUAAGAACAUUUUCUUGAAGACAUACAUUGCCUUUGAAGACAAUAAGGCGUACUGUGAGCAUCUUCUCAACAGUGAUCUUAAAAAAGAGCUGAAGAGGUUCAAGGAGAAAGAGAGUUCAUCACUAAACGAGAACUACUACCCUUCUUCAUCUCGAAAGACAUCCAGACACCAAAACUACUCGAGCAAGUUCUCAGUCUUCUAG
Eruca vesicaria subsp. sativa (arugula) is the source of this 1260-nucleotide messenger RNA. Lineage: Eukaryota; Viridiplantae; Streptophyta; Magnoliopsida; Brassicales; Brassicaceae. The record is from the annotation of a GenBank genome assembly.